This is a messenger RNA of Drosophila subobscura, 483 nucleotides long. RefSeq lists its product as uncharacterized. The transcript has 5 exons. NCBI's taxonomy places the organism in Eukaryota, Metazoa, Arthropoda, Insecta, Diptera, Drosophilidae. Bases 16 to 483 code for a protein of 155 amino acids. The record is from RefSeq and is a predicted model, not a curated record.
CCAAUUAAAUUCACAAUGUCCUCAUUUACUCUCAUUAUUCUUUCCAGUUUCUUUGGCUUUAUCGUCGCACCACAGUUCAAUCCGUAUCUCGACUUGAUCUGUGUGGACUGCAAGGAGAACUGUGGCGUACGCUCCACUGGCUCCAGUUGCCUUUCACUCGAUCGUUCAAGGACUUAUGCGGCAAACAUGACGCGCGUAACCAUGGACCAUUAUCACCAUCUACAAAAGUGCAUACCAAGGGACGAAAUUUUAAUUGAACCGAAACCCGACUUCUGCUGCGCCUGGUCACCGCAACUUGGCUGCCAAAUGAUCAAACGGCAGAGUGGCACACAGCGAACCUGCGACUCCUGCAAGUUGCUGACUCAAGAUAGUCCAGAGAUCGAGCUGUGUCCAUGCAAGGCAGCGCAUAUAAAACGAGGCACAGGUUUGCUCAUCAUCGCCAUUACAGUGCUGCUGCUGUGGCUGUGGUUCGAGUGGAGAUAG